AUGGAGGAACCCGGAGCCCCCAGGCCGGUGCCCGGGGACCCCCCCGAAGCCCACGCCGAGGAAGAGCCCGCUCUGGGCGAUGCCCCGGCCGCCCCCGCCGGCCCUAUGGGGGCCAAUUCCCCGGCGGCCUCCGAGCCCUCCGACGGGACCGUCCCACUCCGGGCCCGGAGCCCCAGGACCUCGGGGAUCGUGGGGCGGGGCGGCCCCGAGACCCCCGCCCGGCCGGCCGGGGACGGCUCUCGGACCUGGGGGGGUCCGGUCCUGCCGCGGGACUGGAGGGUCGGGGGGCUCAGCCCGUCCCAACCGGAGCCGUGGGGCUGCCGGGCAUCCGAGCUGGAGCCCGGAGCCCCGGCCCUGGCCGCCCACAGCGCCAAGGCCUACCUGCUGAAGAGCACCACCCCGUCCGGCCUGAACCUGUAUGAUCAUCUCUGUAAAAUGCUGACAAAGAUUUUGGAUGAACGUCCAGAAAACGCUGUUGACAUCAUUGAAAACAUCAGCCGAGAUGUAAAGAGGGCUCAUUUCCACAAGAAAAUGGACACUCUCCAAAAUGAGAACGAGGUGCUUUCAGCCUAUGAAAUAGCAGAGAAACAAAAGUCCCUUUUCUUCCAGGCCAAUCUGGAAGGCGAUCAAGAGCUGGAAGAUGAAAUUGCAGAAAGUCCUCUCCCAAACAUAAUGGAAGCAGCCUUCUACUUUGAACAAGCCGGAGUUGGUCUGAGUACCGAUGAGACUUACCGCAUAUUUCUAGCCCUCAAACAACUCACCGACACCCGACCAAUCCAGACCUGUCGAUUCUGGGGCAAGAUCUUGGGCCUGGAGAGGAAUUACAUUGUGGCUGAAGUGGAAUUCCGGGAAGGGGAAGAGGAAGAGGAAACAGGAGAGGAGGGUGUGAUGGUCCGGGCAGAAGGAGAGGCCAGAGAAGAGUUAGAGGAAAAUCCGGAAGAGCAAGAUGACCAUUUGCCAAAGCCCACCUACAAGGCCCCCCAGCCGAUUCCCAAAGAAGAAAACAGAACUGGUGCCAACAGAUAUACCUAUUUUGUUUGCAGUGAGCCAGGAACACCCUGGAUAAAGUUACCGCCCGUGACGCCGGCCCAGAUCGUGGUGGCGAGAAAAAUCAAGAAAUAUUUCACUGGACGAUUGGAUGCUCCCAUCAGGAGCUACCCUCCUUUUCCAGGGAACGAGAAGCAUUACCUCAGGGCACAGAUUGCCCGCAUUUCAGCGGGAACCCACGUUAGCCCCCUGGGCUUCUAUCAGUUUGUGGAAGAAGAAGGAGAAGAGGAAGAAGAGGAGGGAGGUAGACAAGAUUCCUAUGAGGCAAAUCCUGAUUUCGAAGGCCUUCCAGCGGUUGAACUGGUGGACUCCCUCUCCAACUGGGUGCAUCACGUACAGCACAUUCUCCCCCAGGGACGCUGUGUUUGGUUUCACCCCACCCAGAAGAUGGAAGAAGAGGAGGAGGAAGAAGAGGAAGAGGAAGAAAGUGAAAAGGAGGAAAAAAGGGAAGAGCCAGAAGAUCUAGAGCAAGAAGUGGGGCCUCCACUACUGACUCCAAUCUCUGAGGAUUCAGAGAUCGAAAACGUCCCUCCGUGGACAGCCCGCUUAGCCGCCAGCGUGAUCCCUCAGUACGCCUUGGCCGUGCUGCGGUCCAACCUGUGGCCCGGAGCCUACGUUUUUUCCAUUGGCAAGAAAUUUGAGAAUCUCUAUCUGGGCUGGGGCCACAAGUACUGCCCGGGGAACUACGCACCCCCACUUCCGCCCCCGGCUCUGCAGGAGUAUCCGAGUGGGCCCGAGAUCACUGAGAGCAGCGAUCCCACUACAGAAGAAGAGCAAGCUAUCAGAGACGCCCGAGAAGCAGCCUUGACUGCAGCAGAGGAAAGGGAAGAGGUGGAGGAAGAAGACGAGGAUGAAGAAGAUGAUGAUUACGAAUAGUGGAAGAGUACAAGACUGCUUGGGGCUUAGAAAGUAACUGGAAGUGCUCCUAAACAAUUAAUCAAUCAAUGGUAUUUAUGGAGCACUUACUGUGUGCAGAGCACCAUGCUAAGCACUUGGGA
Ornithorhynchus anatinus (platypus) is the source of this 2045-nucleotide messenger RNA. RefSeq names its product radial spoke head component 4A (gene RSPH4A). Gene Ontology annotation, cellular component: axoneme; radial spoke. The transcript is spliced from 6 exons. Gene Ontology annotation, biological process: cilium assembly; axoneme assembly; cilium movement involved in cell motility. NCBI's taxonomy places the organism in Eukaryota, Metazoa, Chordata, Mammalia, Monotremata, Ornithorhynchidae. Bases 1 to 1923 code for a protein of 640 amino acids. The record is from RefSeq and is a predicted model, not a curated record.